AUGAUUUCAUUAUUACUUAUACUUUCUUCGAGACAAAUCCUUCACGCAAAUAGUCAGAAUAAUGAUAAUCCUUAUUACGGAGUACCACUCGGAGCUCUUCAUUACAGUGAUGGUAAUACACGAGCGGAAGCUUAUGCCGCUAAUGAAUAUACCGUCAUUUUUCAUCGUUUCACGCAUCGACCACGUCAACCUGGAUGUACUUCGAUAAUAAUUGGACCACCACGAGCGACUGAUCGUAAUACAGCUGUUGGUGGUGUUUUCUUGUCAAUCUCACAACCUAUGGUAGCAUCUCAAUCCACUACUAGAAGGCGAUUUACCCGUCAAGUUCCUUUCUCUAUUUUUGGGAUGCGUAAUUGGCCCGUUGAAUUUGAUCAUCUUGAACUUCGAAAAGAUAGUAGAGAGCCGAUACCGAGCCAGCAAAAAGAUCCAUUUGCGGGGAUUGAAAUCGAUGUAAAUUCAUCAGAAGAUGUUACCCCUAAAACGAAAGACAUUCAUAUUGAGGGAAUCAGCGCUCUUGAAGCUGUAGAUUCAUCAACAGUAUCAACAACAACCAAUAUCUUUGAUGGUGGUGAGGUAUCCGUGAAAAUUCAAGGUGAAAUUGAACAAUCGAAUUUCACCACCGAAACCAUCAUUACAAAUACAGAUACAACAAGUAUGAUUAAUAGUAAUUAA
Molecule: messenger RNA, 672 nt
Organism: Brugia pahangi
Lineage: Eukaryota; Metazoa; Nematoda; Chromadorea; Rhabditida; Onchocercidae
Source: the annotation of a GenBank genome assembly